UCAUGAAGAUUGGGAAAGGGAGUCAAAGUAAAAACGCAGUGACUCUUUCGGAACGCACUGUUACUGAGCAACACACAUACACUCCGGAGUACCACAGAGCCAUCAGUCAGAUCUAUCGUGCACCAUCAUGACUGAGUCUGCUGAGGCUGCCGCUGCCAAUGUGAGCAGCAAGAGACACGCCACCAUAGAGAUCACCAACCUGACAAACAACUACUGCCUCCUCAACCCAAAGGUCUAUCUUGAGAGUGGUGAAACCUCCAAUCCACCUCAGCCCACAGUGCGCCCCCUCAAGACUGAAGUAUGCACUUUCUGCAAGACCAGCGCUCAGGCCACUGGCAGCGUGGGGGUUAUGACCUACGACCUGUUCGAGCAAAGCAGAAAUGACUACACUGAGACCCUUGCCGUCAUGUUUUCUGUCCCCUGGGACUACAAUCUGUAUAAGAAUUGGUUUGCAGUAGGCAUCUACCCAAAAGGAAAGGAGUGUGACCAGGCCCUUUAUAAAGAAAUGUACUAUCAAAAGAACCCACAGGGCUUUGUGAGGGAGGAGGCUAAUGGGUCAGGCAUUAACUUUGAUGGGAAAUUACUGGAUAUAAGGGCCACCAUGUGUCCUUUAGGCAGGGCUAUCAUGCAACUGGAGGUGUGGGACAAGCUGCUGUCUCCUUUGAGUCGGCAGGUUUGCUAAACAUAAACCAGCAGCCAUUUUACUGAAUCAAAAUAAUAUAGUAACUUUUUUGACAUGCCCUUAUGUUAUCACCUGUAUCAAAAAUGUUUGCCUCUACAUUUACCAAUGCAAUAAAUCUAGCAUUGUUUAUUUUUUA
Molecule: messenger RNA, 818 nt
Organism: Sinocyclocheilus grahami
Lineage: Eukaryota; Metazoa; Chordata; Actinopteri; Cypriniformes; Cyprinidae
Product: DELTA-actitoxin-Afr1a-like
Exons: 3
Coding region: 128-682 (184 amino acids)
Biological process (GO): pore complex assembly; monoatomic cation transport; cytolysis in another organism
Cellular component (GO): pore complex
Molecular function (GO): channel activity
Source: RefSeq, a predicted model, not a curated record